AUGAACAAUACAAGUUCCUUGCGCCGCAAAGAUACCACAAAGGGCCCGCCGCUGCGGAUCCUGUCCCUCGAUGGCGGCGGUGUUCGCGGUUACUCUAUGCUCAUUCUUCUCCAGGAGCUGAUGCAUCGCACAUAUGUUGAAAUUGAAGGCAAAGCCCCGAAGCGGGACCAGAUCCCAAAACCUUGCGAUCAUUUCGACCUCAUUGCCGGCACUGGAACAGGAGGCCUGAUCGCCAUCAUGCUGGGGCGCUUGCGACUCGAUAUAGAAACCUGCAAGGAAGUGUAUGUGCGCAUGACGCGACGAGUCUUUGAGACAGACAAGACUUUCGCCGGGAUACCAUACCGAUCAACUCUAUUCAAAGCUUCCAAGUUGGAGGACGCAAUAAGAGAUUGUGUUCGGGAACAUACUAUAUUCGAGGAGGAGGGUAACGACGGAGAACUCGGCACCUACUCGAAUUUGCCCAUGAGUCCUAUGAGCGCAGUGAGCAGGUCGAGUCUUGGUCCGUCGAGGUCCGUGAGUGUCUCUAGCGGCACUAGAAGCGUCGCAAGUUUACAACUCUCAAAUGGUGGCGUUCGCUGGGGGAAUCCUAAUGCGGCAUUAUAUGAUGCACGGGAGAACCGAACAAAGACAGCCGUUACCGCAGUCUACAAGGGCACGCCAAAAAAUGGACUGCCCGCUUUGCUUCGCUCUUACGAUUCCAGAAAAGAGCCUGCACCAGAGUUCAAUUGCACAAUUUGGCAAGCCGGUCGCGCGACCUGUGCAACCGGUUUAGCUUUCAAGCCUAUUCAGGUGGGGCAGUCGGUAUUCAUCGAUGAGGGUGCGGGUAAAUAUAACCCGUCGCCUGUGGUGCUAGACGAGGCUCUCUUGAACGAAUGGCCCGGAAGAGAUCUUGGGAUAUUUGUUAGCAUUGGGACUGGAAAGAGGCCUGCUGGAACCAGUCAGCAAUCACAUCUUUGGUGGGAAGGAUUUAUGGGCGGACUAAGCGAUUUUGCUGAAGCGCGGCGACGAUUGAUCUCCAAAAUCGAAGGCUGUGAAGAUAUCCACCAAUACAUGCGCAAAGAGCAUUUCAGAAAAAGAGGAGCGAAUCCGGACAACUAUUAUCGACUCAACGUGGAGGUAGGAGUUGGCGAAUUCGGAAUGAAUGAGUGGAAUCGGCUAGCAGAUAUCAGUACGAGUACGCGGAGAUACCUUGGCAAAAGCGACGUGCAGAAGAUGAAUAUGGAGGCAUCCGCGAAAUUGGGAAGAAUACACCGAGCAAGACAACGUUACUAUGGCAAGCUCCACGCUGAGGAGCUGGAUGGGACGGAGCUGGAUCGACCGCUGCCUGAUCUUCCGCCGCCUGAGCAGCCCUUAGCCGUUGAAUUGCCUGCAAAUGAAAUUCCGAUUUCCCCUACUCAGCAUCCAAGCCCCAAAUAUUCUGCACCGCAGCAUUAUCCCUCUCUAGCUACCGAAGACGACAAAUUCGCCGUGAUAUCAUCUGACGAAUAUCCUCAACCUGUCGACCCCGCUCUCGCACCGAGGCCAUUAUCUAGCGCUCGAGUCAAUGAUUAUAAACGGGGCGACUAUCGUUCAUCAAACGGAUCAAUUGUCCCAUCACCCCGAGGAAGUGGUGAGCUUGAAGGAACAACAAAUGCGCCACCACUCCCUCCCAAAACUCCCUUACCUUAUCCUGACAGCCCUCCAGCUGUCGGUCGCAGGAUAAGCGGUCCGCCUCGAGCAGGCCCUGGUGUCAAGUUGCCAUAUCCUGUAGAAGAUGGUCCGCCGCCUGUAGUCAAUAUGGCUCGCAAACCAGAGUACGGCGGAUGA
Xylona heveae TC161 is the source of this 1806-nucleotide messenger RNA. Its product is annotated as FabD/lysophospholipase-like protein. Gene Ontology annotation, biological process: arachidonate metabolic process. The record is from RefSeq and is a predicted model, not a curated record. NCBI's taxonomy places the organism in Eukaryota, Fungi, Ascomycota, Xylonomycetes, Xylonales, Xylonaceae. Bases 1 to 1806 code for a protein of 601 amino acids. The transcript is spliced from 4 exons. Gene Ontology annotation, cellular component: membrane.